UGCGUAUUGCGAAGAGGAGAAGCGCUCGAGUUCCAGGAACCGGCGGCUGGCGAGCGUGGUUGUGUUUAGCCUUCAUGGUGCCGCCGGCCAUGGGCUGAGCUUGACGGGCUCCGUGAUUUCGGCAUGAGAGGCCGGGCAUAAGGCGGCCGCAGCGAGGACGUUGGAGGAGACCUUGCUCCGAGGAUGGAGAGAGCCAUGGAGCAGCUGAACCGUCUCACCAGGUCCCUGCGUCGUGCCCGCACUAUCGAGCUGCCGGAGGAUAGUGAAACUGCUGUUUACACGUUAAUGCCAAUGGUUAUGGCUGAUCAACACAGAUCUGUUUCAGAGUUGUUGUCAAAUUCAAAAUUUGAUGUCAAUUAUGCAUUUGGACGUGUGAAGAGGAGCUUGCUUCAUAUUGCAGCUAACUGUGGAUCAGUUGAAUGUCUAAUUCUGUUGCUAAAAAAAGGUGCAAACCCUAAUUACCAGGAUAUUUCUGGGUGUACUCCACUUCAUUUAGCUGCUCGGAAUGGCCAGAAAAAGUGUAUGAGCAAGCUAUUGGAGUAUAGUGCUGAUGUCAACAUUUGUAACAAUGAAGGUCUGACAGCAAUCCAUUGGCUUGCUGUUAAUGGACGGACAGAAUUGCUUCAUGAUCUUGUACAGCACGUUUCCAACGUAGACGUUGAAGAUGCAAUGGGGCAGACAGCCCUUCACGUUGCUUGUCAAAAUGGCCAUAAGACGACCGUUCAGUGUCUUUUAGAUAGCGGUGCAGAUAUUAACAGGCCCAAUGUUUCGGGAGCAACUUCUCUGUACUUUGCUUGCAGCCAUGGUCAAAGAGACACUGCACAGAUUCUUCUGAUGAGAGGAGCCAAAUACUUGCCAGAUAAAAAUGGAGUCACCCCACUUGAUCUUUGUGUACAGGGUGGUUAUGGAGAGACCUGUGAAGUUUUAAUACAACAUCAUCCUAGACUUUUUCAAACAAUUAUUCAAAUGACACAAAAUGAAGAUCUUAGAGAAAACAUGUUACGCCAAGUCCUAGAACACUUAUCUCAGCAGAAUGAAAACCAGUACCUUAAAAUCUUAACAAGUCUUGCUGAAGUAGCUACUACGAAUGGCCAUAAAUUGCUUAGCUUGUCAAGUAAUUAUGAAGCACAAAUGAAGAGUCUGUUGAGGAUAGUGAGGAUUUUUUGCCAUGUCUUUCGUCUUGGCCCAUCCACUCCCAAUAAUGGAAAUGAUAUGGGCUACAAUGGAAAUAAAACUCCAAGAAGUCAAGUGUUCAAGCCUUUGGAAUUACUCUGGCAUUCAUUAGAUGAAUGGCUAGCCCUAAUAUCUGCAGAAUUAAUGAAGGAUAAAACCAACAUCUCUUCUAUCCUGCUGAAGCCAAAGGGACCCGAUCAGCAAGAAGAUAGCAUUCCUACACCCACCUUUGAAGUUGCUUCAACGGAAACAAGUACACUUUCUGCAGAAAAAGAGGAAUCUAAAAUGUAUGAAGUUGGCAGUGCCCAGGAAGCUUACGUGGACUGCCAAGAUGUUAUUUCUGUGACAGCAAACCGGCUGAGUGCUGUCAUUCAAGCAUUUUAUAUGUGUUGCUCUUGUCAGAUGCCUCAGGGAAUGACAUCUCCUCGCUUCAUAGAAUUUGUCUGCAGACAUGACAAUGUUCUUAAAUGCUUUGUAAACCGAAAUCCUGAAAUUAUAUUUGAUCACUUCCAUUUCCUUCUUGAGUGUCCUGAACUUAUGUCCAGAUUUAUGCAUAUUAUAAAAGCACAGCCAUUUAAAGAUCGCUGUGAAUGGUUUUAUGAACACUUGCAUUCUGGACAACCGGAUUCUGACAUGGUUCAUAGGCCUGUCAGUGAAAGUGAUAUUCUGCUGGUUCAUAGAGAUUCUAUUUUUAGGAGCAGCUGUGAAGUUGUAUCUAAAGCAAAUUGUGUAAAGUUGAAGCAAGGAAUUGCUGUACGUUUCCAUGGUGAAGAAGGCAUGGGUCAAGGUGUGGUACGUGAGUGGUUUGAUAUCCUUUCCAAUGAGAUUGUUAACCCAGAUUAUGCCCUUUUUACUCAAUCAGCUGAUGGAACCACUUUCCAGCCCAAUAGCAACUCUUCUGUGAAUCCUGAUCACUUGAACUAUUUUAGAUUUGCUGGACAAAUCUUGGGUUUAGCUCUUAAUCACAGACAACUAGUCAACAUUUACUUCACAAGAUCAUUUUACAAGCAUAUUCUUGGUAUUCCUGUAAACUAUCAGGAUGUGGCAUCUAUUGAUCCAGAAUAUGCAAAGAACUUGCAGUGGAUUCUAGACAAUGAUAUCAGUGACUUGGGGUUAGAACUGACCUUCUCUGUGGAAACGGAUGUAUUUGGAGCAAUGGAAGAAGUGCCUUUGAAGCUGGGUGGUGCAAGCACAAUUGUCACACAGGAGAACAAAGCUGAAUAUGUUCAACUUGUUACUGAGCUUCGAAUGACGAGAGCCAUUCAGCCUCAGAUAAAUGCUUUUCUGCAAGGCUUCCAUAUGUUCAUUCCUCCUUCUUUGGUUCAACUCUUUGAUGAAUAUGAAUUGGAAUUGUUGCUUUCAGGCAUGCCAGAAAUUGAUGUGAAUGACUGGAUUAAAAAUACAGAAUAUACAAGUGGCUAUGAAAGAGAUGACCCAGUUGUUCAGUGGUUUUGGGACAUUGUAGAAGAAUUGACUCAAGAAGAAAGGGUGCUACUAUUGCAGUUUGUCACUGGCAGUUCUAGAGUACCCCAUGGUGGCUUUGCCCAUAUAAUGGGUGGGAGUGGAUUGCAAAAUUUCACGAUUGCUGCUGUGCCAUAUACACCAAAUCUGCUACCCACAUCAAGUACAUGUAUCAAUAUGCUGAAGUUGCCUGAAUAUCCCAAGAAAGAAAUCCUUAAGGACAGACUUCUUGUGGCUUUGCAUUGUGGAAGCUAUGGGUAUACAAUGGCAUAAUGAAGCGGGACAACGACUCUGAUUGCUGAUGCGCAAUUCCUCGUGGCAAAAAUAAUUUAGCAACCUGUCAACAGGAGGGAGAUGGUGGCACUUAGGAAGAAGUCUUGGUUUGCAGUCCAUAGAUAGCAUCGGUUUUUUACAAGUUGCAAAAGAUACAGGGUGCCCCCUUCCUGUAUGCCGUUAAGCAUUUUUACACAUUGUUCUGAGACUCAGUUUUUAAAUGGUAUUUCUCCAUUAAGCACGGCAUAUAUCCCAGUUCAUUCCUCUAAUCUGUGUUUUUAUAUUGGAACACCCUGAAGCUGUUCUAGUUGUAACAGAUGUGAUAUGUAUUUGCCUUUGCCAUUAGUAAGGGUUGAGCACUGUAACACUAGCUGACCAUGUUAUAUAUGUAGACAGAGAGAUGUUAUUCUGCUCCAGGAUUAGUGUGAGAUCUGAGAAUUGCUGUCUUCAACUUCCAAGGGCUUGUUCAUUGCUGUAAGAUGACAUAAAUACUGAGCAUGUUAGAAAUAUUGUAUACUUCGGGCCAUGUAUUUUCUUGCACGCAAAAAAGUGACAUUUAUUUAUUUAUUUUUCUUCAGGGGACAUUGAACAAAAUUAGAGAGCAAAAUAGCAAAUGUGAUUUAUUUUUCCUGCUCAGUUUAAAUACUUUUUUAAAAAAAAUUUUCUAGUUAUUUAAUAUCUAAACAUUUAAAAGG
Pseudonaja textilis is the source of this 3602-nucleotide messenger RNA. RefSeq names its product HECT domain and ankyrin repeat containing E3 ubiquitin protein ligase 1 (gene HACE1). Lineage: Eukaryota; Metazoa; Chordata; Lepidosauria; Squamata; Elapidae. Gene Ontology annotation, biological process: protein polyubiquitination; Golgi organization; ubiquitin-dependent protein catabolic process. Gene Ontology annotation, molecular function: ubiquitin protein ligase activity; protein binding. The record is from RefSeq and is a predicted model, not a curated record. Gene Ontology annotation, cellular component: cytoplasm; nucleus; Golgi membrane.